This is a messenger RNA of Brugia malayi, 894 nucleotides long. RefSeq lists its product as uncharacterized. The coding region runs from base 1 to 894 and encodes 297 amino acids. The record is from RefSeq and is a predicted model, not a curated record. Lineage: Eukaryota; Metazoa; Nematoda; Chromadorea; Rhabditida; Onchocercidae. The transcript has 10 exons.
AUGGCUAAGCAACAAAAUGCAUUGCCAAAACUGCCGAAAAUCACCGACGCAAAAGAAAGUAUAUUGUCGAAUAUGAAAGAGCCCAUACGAGUUCAUACAGUGAUGCGCGUGAAUCAAACACGUAAAGGUGAAACGUAUUUGGAACACAAAAUUGAGCUCCUGGGGAAUGAUGGAAAAAUUCAAAAACGUGAUCUUACGUUACUGCAACCAAAAAGAAUGCAUUUGCAGCCAGCUGAAAGUGAUAAAAAAUAUCAUCGACCAAAAUGUAAGUUAACUUUAUAUGCUUGUGAUGGAUAUUUACUCCUGACUAGAAUGAUGAAGAUAACACUGGAAGAUAAAAAUAUCGCUAUGAACAUUAUGCACGAAGAAACUAGAAUUUAUGAUAGUGAUAAUGUCAAUGUCAGUAGCGAAUGUUUAAAUUUCUCUAUUUUUCUGGACAAAUCAUACGCAUGGCAUGAAAUGCGUGAUUAUAGCACUGGUAUUUGUGAAAGCUAUCCGGGAUCCUUAUUUUCCAGUUAUUUUCCACCAUCAUGGAAGCUACCAGAACAGUUAAAAGUCACAGCACCACAACAAGCAAAUUUGAAAAGCGAUAGGCGAAAUGAUAAUUCCCCUCCAAAAUCCGGAUUAAGUGACACAUCAAUUGGUGGUGGUAGCGAAUCAGAUGAUCAUUCACCAUAUCUGCCUGUGAACCAUGAUUCCAGCUCAGAUAAAGGCAUUCAUGAAAGUAAUCCACCCACUGCUGUUUGUAAAGCUUCACUAGUGAACAUUGCUGCUUCACCUAAAAAUGGCUUGUUGCGCUCACAUGAAUAUCCAGAUGACAUCUGCUGCCUCAAAUCAGCCAACAUCUGGAGCAAGCUAUCACUAAAAUUGCCAGAAAUCAUGUCCUUUUUAUAA